GAAACAGUGCAACGCUUAAAGAAAUACCCUUUGCCAAGUGUUUAUUGUAAGGUAAACGUUGUCAAGAUGAGUUUCUUUUCGCCCCCUCCAUCCUCUAGACUUCUGACUGGUCUAUGUGCUGUGUACGCUAUGCUUCUUCUCACCAUCAUAGUCCUCAUUGUGGCUCUAAGAAGCCCAGGGCAAAGUGAGCCGGAUCGAACUCUAGAGAAACAGCUGGGCAAUCUGAGUGCGAUGGUUAGCGCACAAGUGGAGCGUUUGUCUCAGGAUGGUGGUAAAUUUAUGGAGAAACUAAACCAAAUGGACACAUCUGUCCAGAAUAUUAUCAAUGACAAGUCAAAAGAUCAGAUGAAAUCAGGUUUGGAAGAUGUAAUGGUUGCUUUAGGGAAACUGUCAGAUCGAGUGAAGAAGCUGUUACUUAAUGGUACUUCGGAGAUAACCUGCCCCGAUGGGUGGCUGUAUUACUCUUUGAGCUGUUACUUCAUCUCAAAAGUUGGAAAGUCCUGGGAAGAAUCUUCAAAAAUAUGUAAAGACAAGAAUUCUCACUUGGUCGUGGUUAAUUCAGAAGAAGAGCAGCACUACGUAGUGGCUCUUUCCAAGCAGCAAUAUACUUGGAUUGGACUGACAGAUGAAAAUGGGCAGUGGAAAUGGGUUGACGGGACACCAUAUGCCUCUACACCAAAAUUCUGGUCUCUUGGCCAGCCGGAUGAGUAUUACGGGCACGGUCUUGGAGGAGGAGAGGACUGCGCCCAUAUUUACCUCCGUGGAGACUGGAAUGAUAACCAUUGCUCUCGUAGCCUACGGUACAUUUGUGAGAAGGAAAUCUAGACUGCACGUGGACUAGACCCUCGAAGGGGCAACGAGGGGAGAACAAGGCAGAAAUCCUGAGAUUUUCAGAGUUCUGUUCUCCCCACUGUAACCUGGGCAUAGAAAACGAUCAUCAACUCCAUCCACCGAGGAUACUGUCAAUGCACCUCCAUCCUGCCCUGCAGCUCUCUCUGCUAUUCCUGUACUGACCCCC
Molecule: messenger RNA, 1018 nt
Organism: Pelobates fuscus (common spadefoot toad)
Lineage: Eukaryota; Metazoa; Chordata; Amphibia; Anura; Pelobatidae
Product: asialoglycoprotein receptor 1-like
Exons: 8
Coding region: 67-825 (252 amino acids)
Biological process (GO): biological process involved in interspecies interaction between organisms
Cellular component (GO): external side of plasma membrane
Molecular function (GO): D-mannose binding; fucose binding
Source: RefSeq, a predicted model, not a curated record